Molecule: messenger RNA, 957 nt
Organism: Sphaerodactylus townsendi
Lineage: Eukaryota; Metazoa; Chordata; Lepidosauria; Squamata; Sphaerodactylidae
Product: olfactory receptor 1019-like
Exons: 2
Coding region: 1-957 (318 amino acids)
Biological process (GO): sensory perception of smell; G protein-coupled receptor signaling pathway
Cellular component (GO): membrane
Molecular function (GO): G protein-coupled receptor activity; olfactory receptor activity; odorant binding
Source: RefSeq, a predicted model, not a curated record
AUGUCUGAAGAAAAUCAAACAGUGAUCACUGAGUUCAUAUUUGUGGGAUUAACACAAGAUCCUGUACUGCAACGGAUUCUCUUUAUGAUAUUCCUCAUUAUCUACAUCAUCAGCUUGAUGGGGAAUCUUUCACUGAUUAUAUUAAUUAGUGCCAGUUCUCAGCUUCACACUCCAAUGUACUUCUUCCUCAGCAAUUUAUCUUUUUUGGAUAUCUGUUAUUCCUCAGUGGUUGCUCCCCAAACACUAGUCAAUUCUAUAGCAGAUAAAAAAUCAAUUUCUCUCGCUAGAUGUGCAACACAAUUGUAUUUUUUCAUCGCUUUGGGGACCACAGAAUGUUGUCUUCUAGCUGUGAUGGCAUAUGACCGGUAUGUGGCCAUCUGUAGCCCUCUGUUGUAUCCAGUCCUCAUGUCACCUAAGGUCUGUAUCCCUCUGGUAAUUGGAUCAUACACUCUUGGGAUUUUUCAUUCUCUUGUUCAUACGACCUUCACAUUUAAAUUGUCUUUCUGCGGAUCUAACAAGAUAAACCAUUUUUAUUGUGAUAUUACACCACUGUUAUCCAUCUCUUGUUCUGAUACAUAUGUUAGUGAAGUUCUUUUAUUUAGUCUUGUAGGAGGCAUUGAAAUUAUCACCAUCCUGGCUGUUGUGAUCUCAUACACCUACAUUCUUGCCACCAUUCUCAGAAUUCACUCAGUCCAAGGGAGACAGAAGGCAUUUUCUACCUGUGUCUCUCAUUUUACAGGUGUCACAAUUUACCAUGGGACAAUUCUCUUCAUGUAUUUGAGACCAACCUCUAGCUACUCUUUGGAUUCUGACAAAAUUCUUGCUGUAUUCUAUACAAUGGCAAUCCCCUUGCUUAAUCCCUUGAUAUAUAGCCUGAGGAACAAAGAUGUGAAAGAAGCUUUGAAUUACUUUCUUAAAAAGAACCUUUCUGUACAUAUAAAAAUGAAGAAUUUAUGA